Molecule: messenger RNA, 1217 nt
Organism: Homalodisca vitripennis (glassy-winged sharpshooter)
Lineage: Eukaryota; Metazoa; Arthropoda; Insecta; Hemiptera; Cicadellidae
Product: glycoprotein-N-acetylgalactosamine 3-beta-galactosyltransferase 1-like
Exons: 9
Coding region: 89-1198 (369 amino acids)
Cellular component (GO): membrane
Molecular function (GO): N-acetylgalactosaminide beta-1,3-galactosyltransferase activity
Source: RefSeq, a predicted model, not a curated record
UGCACUGGGAUGGUUUUAUCAGUUACAAGUAGUAUGUAGUCAGAUAUGAUACACUACCUAGUGCUAAUGUUGAUUUAACCCUAGCUCUAUGGUUCGCUUAACACACACUGCUCUCUUCAAUACUUUACAUAAUAAAAGGAUUCACUCAUGUUUGGCAAAAAUAAAAAAUCUCACGAGAGUUUUCUUAUUUUUUGUGGGAACUUGCUGUGGUGUGAUACUGAGCAUAACAUUUUUCUCAACUCUUCGCUAUUCACACACAAAAUUCAGAGAUGAUAAUUUAUUACACUGGUCAGUAACAAAAGGACAAUUACAGUCACAAGAUGCAGAAUACUUGAAGAAAACUUAUGCAGUAAAUGAAACCUUCUACAAAGGGGAAGAUGUAAUUGCUGAACGACUUAAAAGCACAGUUCGUGUACUAUGUCUGGUGUUUACAACAAAAGAGACCUUCAAAAAAAGUGCCGAAGCUGUGAAAAACACCUGGGGAAAAAGGUGCAACACCUUGCUGUUUGUAAGCAAUUUUGAGGACAGGUCAGUGCCCGUGGAGAAAUUAGUAUCAGAUGAAGGGGAACUGAAGAACUGGGAACUGGUGAAAGCUGCUGUUAAACAUAUUUACGUCCACUACCUAGACACUCAUGAUUGGCUCUUGCGAGUUGAUGAUCACACAUUUGUGGUGGUGGAAAAUCUGCGUAAGCUUCUUUCUGAAUACAAGUCUUCAGAUGCUCUCUAUCUUGGUUGUCGCUUCAAGAAGUACAUCAAACAAGGAUUCAUGAGUGGAGGAGCAGGUUACGUAUUAAGCAGAGAGGCUGUUGUAAGAAUGGUUCAAGAGGGACUUCCUCAAGAAUUCUGCAGUGCAAAAAAUGGAGGUGUAGAGGAUGUAGAAAUGGGCAGGUGUAUGGAGAACCUACAAGUGGUUCCUGUAGAUACGAGAGAUUCACUUGGCAGAGGAAGGUUCUUCCCAUUCUCUCCAGAAACUCAUUUGAUUCCAGAUGCUAUAAAACAAGACAGUUGGUAUUGGGAUAUGAUCUACUACCCACCAAAUAUGGGCUUCGAAUGCUGUUCUGAUACAGCCAUCAGUUUUCAUGGCAUUGGACAUCAGAAGAUGUAUGUCAUGAACUAUCUCAUCUAUCAUCUACGACCUUAUGGCAUCAGCCCUCACGCCGUCAUGAACAAAACCAAUACUUUCAUUGUUAUUAAAUAAAUAAUUAUACUUUCUUUAA